AUGUUAGGGUGCAAACACACUCGCACAACCGCAUAUCAUUCAGCGGCCAACGGCCUGGUUGAGCGUUUUCAUAGACAACUCAGUGCAGCCCUCAAGGCUCCUCCCGGUUCAGAAUGGCAUGAGGGUCUUCCGCUUGUCCUGUUGGGCAUUCGGAAUACGAUAAAAGCCGACUUGCACACUACACCGGCCGCACUAGCCCUCGGCUGCACGUUACAUCUUCCGGGUGAAUUCGUUUCACCCAAGCCCUAA
Echinostoma caproni is the source of this 249-nucleotide messenger RNA. The record is from the annotation of a GenBank genome assembly. NCBI's taxonomy places the organism in Eukaryota, Metazoa, Platyhelminthes, Trematoda, Plagiorchiida, Echinostomatidae.